UGCCACGUCGGUAGGAUAUGCUUCACACCCCUUUAUUCGUGUCUUUCCAUUAGUGCAGGCCCCCCCCCACCCUCGUAGCCUAGCGUUUAGCAUCGAUGUUUGGGUCCCCCUGACAGGAGGCCCUUCAGACACCCAGCUAAGACGCACAGACACACACUCCCAAACGCACGCACACAUAGACACACACGCACGCACACACACCAGCACCCACGUAUCCACACAUACGUACACACACACACACACACACACACACACGCACAAGGCACACCUAUGUCUCUAUGACAGUGGCGCUGCGGUGUGGUGCGGUGCCUACUCAAGCAGGGUUAAGUGAGCUGACCAGUGGUUGGCUGAACGCGUGACGGGAUACCCCGGCCUACGACGACAUCCACAUAGACACCUCGGUUAUUUUUUCCCCUCCAUUCUCUUUCUUCCCCAGAGCGGACGCUCGUUGCUCUCUCUCUCUCGUGCCUGCUCGAGUGUCUCCAUUUUUUGUUCGACUUUGCCAGGAACUAAGUGAGCAAUCAUGUGGGAGUUCCGGUCCAUGAUGUUUUGGCGGGCGGUCUUCGCCGAGUUCUUUGGCACCAUGUUCUUUGUGUUCUUCGGCAUGGGCGCGGCCCUGCGCUGGACCAGCGGGCCCUACCACGUCUUCCACACGGCGCUCUGCUUCGGCUUCGCCGCCGCCACGCUCAUCCAGUCCAUCGGCCACAUCAGCGGCGGGCACAUCAACCCAGCCGUCACCUUCGCCUACCUAGUGGGCUCUCAGAUGUCCCUGUUCCGCGCCGUCUUCUACUGGUGCGCCCAGUGCCUGGGUGCCAUGGCUGGCGCCGCCGUGCUCUACGGAGUCACACCCAAUAACAUGAGGGGCAACAUGGCUCUCAAUACGCUCCAGCCGGGCAUCAGCCUGGGCAUGGCCACCACAGUGGAGGUGUUCCUCACCAUGCAGCUGGUGGUCUGCAUCUUCUCUGUGACCGACGACCGGAGGAACGGACGCAUGGGCUCCGCCGCCCUGGCCAUCGGCUUCUCCGUCACCAUGGGCCACCUCAUGGGGAUGUACUACACUGGAGCUGGUAUGAAUCCUGCCAGGUCUUUCGCCCCUGCUGUCCUCAUGAGGAAUUUCAUCAACCACUGGGUGUACUGGGUUGGACCCAUGAUUGGCGGUGCGAUGGGUGCUAUCUUGUACGACUUCAUGCUGUUCCCCCGCAUGCGUGGCCUGUCUGAGAGGCUAGCCACUCUGAAGGGCAGCCGGCCCCCAGAGGCGGAGAACCAGCAGGACACCCGCGGGGAGCCCAUCGAGCUCAAGACCCAAGCCCUAUAAACCUGCACACUGCUGGGGAAGCAGGGCCAGGCUCUGCCCCCCUCCAACCU
Alosa alosa (allis shad) is the source of this 1365-nucleotide messenger RNA. RefSeq names its product major intrinsic protein of lens fiber b (gene mipb). Gene Ontology annotation, cellular component: plasma membrane. Lineage: Eukaryota; Metazoa; Chordata; Actinopteri; Clupeiformes; Clupeidae. The record is from RefSeq and is a predicted model, not a curated record. Gene Ontology annotation, biological process: transmembrane transport. Gene Ontology annotation, molecular function: channel activity. Bases 524 to 1315 code for a protein of 263 amino acids. The transcript is spliced from 5 exons.